AGCAAAAAAUGUCGAUUUUGGCCCAAUUUUUUAAGAAAAGUAUGUUUCUGUCGGUUUUUUUCUCACAAAGCUGCACAACAAAAAAGAAAACAUUUUUAAACGCUCAGGCGCAUAAAAAGCGACAUAAUCGUCUUUAUCUAUGAACGUCACGUCAAAGUGGUCAAAACUGUCAAGCGCGUGGAAGCGACAUGUUGGUGUAGGUUGUUAGAGUAGCCGAAAAAGAGCCAUGGUUUCCCCAAAGACCGUCUUAGGAUUGUGUGCAGGCGUUUCGGCGAGCAUCUUCAUCGGAUAUUGCAUAUAUUUCGAUAAAAAGCGCCACAGUGAUCCCGAUUUCCAGAGGAAACUGCGAGAACGUCGUCGGGCACAAAAGGAGGCGUCGGGUAGCAAACGAUGCACGACAGUAUUUCCCGACAUGAAAGACCACGAAGCCGUACAGCGAUUCUUCCUGCAAGAGAUUCAGCUGGGAGAGGAGCUUCUUGCCGCUGGCGACACUGACAAUGGCGUCGAACACUUAGGAAACGCUGUGGCUGUUUGCGGCCAGCCGAACGAUCUGCUACAGGUGCUGCAGCAGACUUUGCAGCCGCAGGUGUUUCACAUGCUGAUCAAAAGACUGCCUGUGAUUGCCCCGCGCUUAUUGAAGGCUCAACCCCCCAACGAGGACUUUUUUGAAGAUGACGUGGAGUAAAGUCUUACGGGCCUUGCUAGCGAAAAAUGGUAGUAGUCGUUCUGACAUUCACUUCUGGGUUUGGGCAAUAAAUUAUUUAGGAACUUUAUAAUUGUGUUCAUGUCGUUUGUUUAUGUGUGCCGCGUGGAUGUAUAAUCACAGAUUUCGUUUAUAGUCACACUGCUAUCAAACCUCUACGUCCAUUUCCAUUAUUUCAGCGCUACAAAGCGUGUUCACUCUUCAUCCCUCGAAUAGCUGGCAUUUUUUGCUAUGGCCUUGGUAAAUUCAGUACAAUGUAUAGGUAGCGACAAGGAAUCUAUGCGGGUGUUUUUAUAUUGUGUUUCCAUGUUUAAUGUAAAUAAAGUUGCAGUUCCGA
Dendroctonus ponderosae (mountain pine beetle) is the source of this 1040-nucleotide messenger RNA. RefSeq names its product mitochondrial import receptor subunit TOM20 homolog B. NCBI's taxonomy places the organism in Eukaryota, Metazoa, Arthropoda, Insecta, Coleoptera, Curculionidae. The transcript is spliced from 2 exons. Gene Ontology annotation, cellular component: mitochondrial outer membrane; mitochondrial outer membrane translocase complex. Gene Ontology annotation, biological process: tRNA import into mitochondrion; protein import into mitochondrial matrix; protein targeting. Gene Ontology annotation, molecular function: transmembrane protein transporter activity. The coding region runs from base 227 to 685 and encodes 152 amino acids. The record is from RefSeq and is a predicted model, not a curated record.